Messenger RNA from Gigantopelta aegis, 5094 nucleotides. RefSeq names its product hillarin-like. Bases 390 to 3611 code for a protein of 1073 amino acids. The transcript is spliced from 9 exons. The record is from RefSeq and is a predicted model, not a curated record. Lineage: Eukaryota; Metazoa; Mollusca; Gastropoda; Neomphalida; Peltospiridae.
AAGUGGAUUGGUGUGUGCGUGUGUGUUGACGUAGUGAGUUUUACCUCUGCGUUCUGACAUAAGAUCAUCAACUCUAGCUUGGAACUCGCGUUUGGAAGAAAUGCCGGUCACUUGGCGAAAAGGGGUCCAGGUAACAAAACCUGUCCCCCAUAAACUAUUUUUAUAGUGUGUAUAUUUUUCGCUUGGAAUCACGUUGUGAGGAGAAUGAAUGUUGUCGGUGUACCUUCUACAUAUCUAGGUGUCGUUCUGGCUGUUUUUAUUGUGAGCGGAGACAGGUAAUGUAAAUCAACGGAGAAAGAAGGAAAAGGGACGUCGCGAGUGUUCGUCUGUGUUGUGUUGUGUUGUUGUCACCUGUGUGAAGAAGAGUUCCCAAAAGAAAAAGAAGGAAAAUGUCCACCGCAGCAGACGACGAGGCUUCGAUAGAGCGCGGAGGUCGGAGUCUCUCCUCCAUAUUCCGUCCUCCAGGCCUAAACCUCCAGAAGUGUAAGAGGUGCGAGAACACCGUCUACCACAGCGAGCGUUUCGGCCCCGUGCACGACGCCGUGUUCCACAAGACGUGCUUCAGCUGCUUCAUAUGCGGCCAGUUCCUCAACCUGAAGAACUACUGGUCGAACCAGGUGGACGCCAACGACCAGGAGAUCUACUGCCAGACCCACGUCCCCAGGAUAGGAGGGGCCCGCAUCGACGACCAGUCCGUCGACAUCAAGCGCGCGGUCCGAGCACAGUCCGAAUUCAGAUACCCGUCUUCCAAGACCCACGAGCGACGCCUGCCGGACAAUGUGCCCGGCCCCCAGGUCGACUCCCAGUCCAUGCAGAUCAAGAGCGCCCUCACGGUGCCCUCGUCGAACUAUUCGCAGGACCCGACUUCGCACCAGGUCCACGGAAUCAAUGUGGACGCCCUGCAUAUCAGGGGGGCUCUGGACGCCCAGCUACUGCAGAGGAAGUACCAAAGAAAGCUUGACAAGCACCACUUCCCACCACAUAUUGCUAAGAAGCGAGAACAGCUGUUCAAUGCCCAGAAGGAGCUGGAGGAGCGACUGCGGAAGGAGGAGGACGAGAUGUUCAAGACGUUCCAGAACACUCGCAAACACGAGAAAGCCAAACUGUCGCAAGAGAUCAACAAGGAGUGGGAGAUCAAGCUCAAGGAGCUCACGGACAAGUACGAGAAGUCGUUCACCGCCAAAAAGAAGAAGGAAACCGAUAAGAAGUCGAGGACCAUCAGCCUGGACAACAGACUCCAUUCACCUCCACACAACAUGAUGACCGUUCAGUUUGAAAAUGAAAAGAAAGAUCUCGAGCAGACGAUGACUCUGAAACGAGAACGGAAAAAGAAGUCGAUGACUGUUCGUCUGCGACAGAAGGAGCAGUCCGCCACGUCUGAAUUGGUGACGAAGCAGAGUCGAGAGAUGCUGAGACUUCUGGCCAUCAAACAGCAAGAGCUGAAGCGAGAACUCGAGCGAGAACUCGAGAAGGAGCUCCAGAUACAGAAAAAUAAAGACAAAAGCAAUGGUCAGCAUGUUAUCGAACCGAAGGAAAACGGAACAAAUGAGCCCGAGACAGUUAAAAUGGUAGAACUACUGGAAGUUCUGCAGGCCCCCGCUGUUGUUCAGCCACCGUCCCCGCAUCCGCCAUCUUGUCGCAAGAAAGAUCUCUACCGAGAUGCCAGCAUCUUCAGUGACAUAGACGACCAAGUUAUCAAAGUGGCAGAAAACGAACAGCUGACUUACACGGAUCUAGUGAGACAGCUGACGGAAAACCUGGUGACCGACCUGGAAAAAGCCAGGGCGAUAUAUCGGUGGAUCACCGUGAAGGACCUGAACGUGAUCGAGUUCGAUGACGACAUUGACGAGGACACGCCCAUGGGUCUGCUGAGAGGCAUCAAGUACGGCACGGAAACCUACCACGUGCUCUUCAUGCGGCUGUGCAGUUACUGCGGUCUGCACUGUCUGGAGAUCAAGGGACACUCUAAGAGUGUGGGGUACGAGCCGGGCAUGAAGAUAACGGACGACACCUUCCAGAACACGUGGAACUCGGUGCUCAUCGACGGCGACUGGAGACUGAUUCAGUGUAACUGGGGCGCCAGACACCUUGUUCUGAAUAAGGAUAAGGAAAAGGACAAACCUAAGAAGCGCGACCAGAUCCGCUACCAGUACGACGAGCACUACUUCCUCACGGACCCUGACGAGUUCAUUCAGGAGUUCUGGCCGCUGGAGAAGAGCUGGCAGCUGCUUGAAAUCCCCAUCACUCGGGACGAGUUCGAGGCUCUUCCGUUCGUGCGUUCCGUAUUUUUCCACUACGGGAUGCACUUCGACCAGAGCCGUCUGUCCGUGUUGCAGACUGACGACAAAGGAGGGGUGAAGAUCAGCAUCAAAAUACCAGAACGUCUGGAAAACGACCUGGUCUUCUUCUACCAGCUCCGUUUUGCCGACAAGGACAGGAAACACGAAAUGUCUUACAAAGGCGCUAGUCUGGAGAGAUUUGUCUUCCAAACGAUGGUAGAGAAUAUGGUGACGUUCAGCAUCCACGUUCCUAUGGCAUCAGACUAUUUCUUCGAGAUAUUCGCAAAUAAGAUCGACGAGUCAAAUCGAUGUCUCGAAGAGUCUAACGCUAACUUUGCUCCUUUUCGGUUGAAAUGUGCCUGUAAGUUUAAGAUAACAUGCUCCAGCUUGAUUGGAAAGAUGCAUCCUCUUCCCAAUUGUGCAGCGGGAGAAUGGGGCCCCAAAAAGGCUUUCAGACAUUUCGGCCUCUCUGCAAUUCCUCAGGAAGUAGUGCCUGGAGAAACGAACGAUAACGUGGAUACUGCCAAGGCGGGUAUUCUUACUGUAGAUGAGAAGUUUGAACUGAAGUUCAACAUCCCUCGUCCACUGCAGUUUGUAGCCAAGCUGCGAAUGACUCAGGUGGAAGAUCAUGUUCUGGAUCCAUUCGUGCAUUUAUCGGCCGAUUCGAGAGUUUUGAAAAUAGCUGUGAAUUUACCGCAGCCGGGACAGUACGGCCUUGACCUCUUUGCCCGACCGAAGGGAGGAUCUGAUACCAAUACCCUGUCGCAUGCCUGCAAGUACUUAAUCAACUGUGGCAAAGUUAGCGAGCCCGUAGACAUUCCAAAAAUCAACGUGUCAAGAAACAAAUGGGGUCCGACAGCUUCCUUCGAAGAGUUUGGCCUGCGAAUGGUGUCACACAAGGACCCGGUGAUAAAGAUCAACGAUUCCAAUCAGUGCACGGUGGAACUGAACGUACCUGAAAACGUAAUCCUAUCUUUCCAGUUCCUUCGUGAACCAAACGAGGACAAUAAGGAUUACGUGACUAUGGUACGCGACGCCCACAGUUAUAAGACGGUCAAAUUCUUGGUGAAUCUCACAAAACAUGGCAACUACAUGUUAUCGCUUUACGCCAGAAAGGACAAGAGCGAAGAUAAGGCUUCCCCUAAUGUUUACAACUACAUAAUUCAGUAUGCCCCAAUGGAGACCAAUGGAAACAUUUCCAGUGGGAAGUCUGAUAAACAUUCUAUUUUCAGAAAAGGGCUGUUUUCGAGGAAAGACAAGGAUAAGCAAGUGGAUAAAAAUUGGGAUAAAUAUUCUGAUAAAUCGUCAGAUAAGUCUUCUGACAGUCGGUAACAAUUCGUUAUGGAAGCAUUAUAUUUCUGUCUUUUGUCAGAAUUAAAGUGUAAAGCAUGGCUGCCCACUUUAAGGGUUGUUCUAGACAUUUGAGAUCUGUGAGAAUCCAUUGUUUUCAAAUCGAUCCAUUUUUGUGGUAUGUGGUGUUCUGACUGGAAUACUGGUAUCAAAUAUGACAAGCUGAUAUACUGAUGUCACUAAAAGAGUACUGGUGCCUGUUUUCACCACUUCCAUCGUUAAUCUACUCCCGUUUUUAAAUUUCAAUCAUAAACAAAUUAAUUUCUGUUGAAUUUUGAUCCAUUUUCAACGCCGCCUUGUGAGUGCAACUAGAACAGCCCUUAUUGAAUUGCUUCUAAUACAAUUCGAUUAACUUGUAUAUAAUAUUUAUACAAAUGGGCAAAUAAUCAAAAUAAUAAUAUUUUCACGCAAUUGUAAGAGUUAUUGGCAUCAAACACACGGUGUAGGCCCUGUCCAAAUCCGGUUGAUGACUUUUGCCUUUGUGCCAAUAUCAGUGACUGCUUUGAUUUGUAUUAUUGAUUGUUUUUGUACACCUGAGCAAUAUAUACAUAUCACAUAUUACACAUAUUUACUAUACUAAGACAAAACAGUUAAGCAAUUUGGUAAAGUGCUUAAGUAAAAUAAAACUCGUGAGUCACGAGUCGUGACUUACAAAGAGAUAUCAGAUAGUGGGUUUAAUUGAUGCAUCAUUUGUCAGUAUAAAUAACAGGAUAUUUAUUAUCAAUACAAAAUGUAAUGCGUAACGGUCGCGUCAUUUAAUGUGGGUAAGUACAAUGCAGAAGUACCAAAUUGCUAAACGUUUUUCACUUAGUAUAUCUUUACACCUGAAAGUGAUAAUCGGGAAUCGCCAAAAUUAUCUGGUAACACGGGUUUGUAUUCUGUUAAAUGUAGUCCGCUAUGACGGACAUCUUGUUUUGCGUUUUAUUUGAAGGUUAUUCCAGAAAUGAAUACAUCAACGGGGCAUGGCUGUAGAUAGCUCUGGUGGUAAUUGUGGAUCCUAAAUUUAUAUCCAUUUGUGUCUGGUUUUGAUACUUUUUUCUUUUGCAUAGUCGUUGAGAUUGGGGGGAGUUAAAGAUAUGUUACGCAUAUUUGUUACUGUAUUAAAAUGUGUUUGUGUGGUUUGCAAAAUAGUUUAAAUUAUUUUUGGAUAUUGGGUACUAAAUUGUUUUUACUUAAACACCCAAUCCAACCUACCCCAUCUCGUAAUCAUUUCUAGUACCGCCAUAACAAAAACAUACAUAUAUAGUUUGUGAUUGUUUAUCAAAAUUUGGAAAUCUAAGUUUCGAACAAAGUAUCUCAUAUUUCUAUGUAUUUUCCAACAAAGUAUGUAAUCUAUUUAUGUAUUUAAUUUGUUUAUACUUCCUUCAAACUCUAGACUAUCAAACUUUUACGCUUACCCCUAUCGGUUUUUGUUUUCUUAUGUUGUGUUUGGCCUAUUCACGUGAGGGGGGGGGGGGGGGGGGGG